AUGCCUCUGGUCGAAGUCCUAGGCACAUCCCGCUCCCACACAACUCCAGGAUGGGCGUACGUCCCCGAAACCGCCCUCCAAAAAUCCUCCUCCACCUUGACCACAAGCCGCAAACGCGGUAUUCGAGAACCGGGCCGUACGGGCACAGAUUUGACAUCUAGACAAAACCACGCUAUAAUCCGGCACUUGGCAGAACUCGAUCGCGAAAACCAUCGCGAUAAUGUGCAUAUCCCGGUCCCCCUAAGGAAAGAUGCGAUUCAGAGGGAUAAUGGGCGAAGCGCAAGGGCGAAGACGACGAGUAAUGUGAGGAGGAUUAUGCAGAGUCAGAAGACAUUUAAGAAUUAUUUGGAUGAUGAGGAGGCUGCGUUGGCUCAUGCUGUUUCUACGGGUGGUGGUGUUGCGGCGGCGCCUACUGCUGCCGCUGCUGCUGUUGUAGGAGUGUCGAAGGUGGCAAAGGUUGCUGCAAGAAGGAGUUUGACGCCUGCUGCUGCUGUUGCGGCUGCAUCGACUACGACACAAGAUGUGUUGACUGAACGGCAAAAGCGUGCGUUGGCAAGGAAGCCUACCGCCAAUACUACCAGCGUCGCUACACCAAACAAAAAGAAGCGAAAAAGCGAACCAACAACCAACCAAGAACCUCAGGACGGCGGCGAAGCAAUGGAUCUCGACAAACCUGACCAACCCCAACCGGGCCUCCUCAAGACGCCCCACGACAACGACCACCUCCUAAAAUCCUACAUCCCCUUACCACCAUCCGAUCGCCUCAUGGCCGCGCUGCUUGCGGAACCGCCAUUACGAUACCACGCAGCUCGCGCGGCGCCGCCGGCAUCGGCAAAACCGGCGCGACGUUUUUGUACGAUUUGCGGGUAUUGGGGGAAGAUCAAGUGUAAGAAUUGUGGGGUGAGGACUUGUGGGUUGGAGUGUUAUAAGGUUCAUGAGGAUUCGAGGUGUGGUGCUUUUUUCUAG
Talaromyces marneffei is the source of this 966-nucleotide messenger RNA. RefSeq lists its product as uncharacterized. Gene Ontology annotation, molecular function: nucleosome binding. The record is from RefSeq and is a predicted model, not a curated record. The coding region runs from base 1 to 966 and encodes 321 amino acids. Gene Ontology annotation, biological process: chromatin remodeling. Gene Ontology annotation, cellular component: Swr1 complex. Lineage: Eukaryota; Fungi; Ascomycota; Eurotiomycetes; Eurotiales; Trichocomaceae. The transcript has a single exon.